UAUUUCGAUUUGUACCGAAACGAGUACUUCUUCGACAGAUCCCGUUCCUGUUUCGACGCCAUCCUCUACUACUACCAGUAUUUCGAUUUGUACCGAAACGAGUACUUCUUCGACAGAUCCCGUUCCUGUUUCGACGCCAUCCUCUACUACUACCAGUCCGGUGGGCGACUCCGGCGACCCGUCAACGUCUCCCUCGACAUCUUCGUCGAAGAGAUCAAGUUCUAUGAAUUAGGCGAACAGGCGUUCGACAAGUUUCGCGAAGACGAGGGCUUUAUUAAAGAUGAAGAGAGACCCCUCCCGAAGAACGACACCCAACGAAAGUUGUGGCUACUCUUCGAGUUCCCUGAGUCGUCCCAAUGGGCUCGGGUGGUGGCCAUCAUAUCCGUGGUUAUCAUCCUCUUGUCGAUAGUGAUCUUCUGCUUGGAGACGCUGCCGGAGUUCAAACACUACAAGAUCUACAAUAUCACCGAAAACAUCACCCGAAUCAUCGAAGACGAGACGCCGUCAGUGACGGAACCAUUCUUCAUAGUCGAGACCCUCUGUAUUGUGUGGUUUUCCGUCGAGAUAAUCGUCCGCUUCCUGUCGUGUCCGUCGAAACUCGAGUUCAUUAAAGAUAUCAUGAAUACCAUCGAUUUGGUGGCCAUUAUUCCGUAUUUCAUAACAUUGGCCACAAUUAUGGCCGAGAAGGACGAGGAUCGGCACCGCUUUGUGGCCGAGAGGGGCAACCAAGCCAUGAGUUUAGCGAUACUACGGGUCAUACGACUGGUGCGUGUGUUCAGGAUAUUCAAACUGAGCCGACACUCAAAGGGUCUGCAGAUACUCGGCCGCACACUGAAGGCCAGUAUGCGUGAGUUGGGUCUCUUGAUAUUCUUCUUGUUCAUCGGUGUUAUACUCUUCUCGUCGGCCGUCUAUUACGCUGAGGCCGACUCCGACCGCUCGUACUUCAAGUCCAUUCCCGACGCCUUCUGGUGGGCCGUCGUCACAAUGACAACUGUAGGCUACGGUGAUAUGCGACCGGUGGGUGUUUGGGGCAAAAUCGUGGGCAGUCUGUGCGCGAUCGCCGGUGUAUUGACUAUAGCGCUACCGGUGCCGGUGAUUGUGUCCAACUUCAACUACUUCUACCACCGGGAGACCGAUCAGGCGGACCUGGAGUCCACGAACUUCAAUCACGUGUCCGGUUGCCCGUACCUGUCGGGAGUGGUGGGCACCUCUAAACUGCGGCGCACCUCCUAUAGUGAUUCAAACAUAUCCCGGAGCGGCGGCGACGAUAACGAAGACAUCUGUGGAGCCGCCGAUGAUAACGAGGACUCGUAUAGGAGGCCGGUGUCGGCGGCUGGGGGUGGGCUGACGGGGACGGCCUCACCACUCAUAUCGUACAACUCGAGCCGCGAUCUGCACCACAACCUCCGCAACAACAACGACCACAACGCCAGCCAUCACAACAGCCACUCCUUCAUCAGCGACGACAACAACGCAGAGCUCAUCCAAUCGCGACAUUUCAGUCAUUAUUGUCAUCAACUGAUCCCGACGUCGAUGGCCACCACCGACGCCGACACGGAUACCGACACAGACUUCACGAUCAAUACGAACGUAGAUAACAGUAGUAGUAAUAAAUGUGUGCUUAAUAUACAGCCCGUGUCGUCGCCCACUCAGCUACCAGUGCUGUUGCCCAUCCAUCAUCACCACCACCAUCACCAGCAACGGUGUGACUGUAUCUCAUCGCCAGCCGGUUCUUCAUCGACAGUUGGUUCGUCUUCGGCGGUCAUUAAUUCUUACUACAAGUCUAUGGAAGCGAUCGCUGGAGUGAGGAGUCGGUCGCCGACACCACAGCCGCCACAAAGACUAUUAGCUACCAGUGCUAUACCACUGACAUUAGGGCCACAAAUCAGUGCUUCCAUUGCGGACAAUACGACCACAACACCUGCCAGUGCGGUCCAGAGUGUGGAUAAUAAUAGGACUAAACACAUAGAUAGGAGUAUUAGUAGUGAUUAUCACAGCGCUGUCACGAACAUACCUCCCGGUGUGGACAGUAGUGGUUCACAACAUAUACUACCCAUUGAGACCGAUGUCUGA
This is a messenger RNA of Oppiella nova, 2073 nucleotides long. The record is from the annotation of a GenBank genome assembly. Lineage: Eukaryota; Metazoa; Arthropoda; Arachnida; Sarcoptiformes; Oppiidae.